AUGCCGGCAGACAAAGGCAACGCCACAGUCGUCAUGUACAGGAAGGAUUACAAUAGCAAAAUCCAGGACCUCCUGCACACCUCAACGUACACCAAAAUAAACAAGGACCCUACACCUGGAAUUUCCAGAAUAACUAACCAGUUUAUCAAACAAGCUAACCUCUCGCUAGAAAUUUCCAAAUCCAUUACCUCGACAGAACCACAACCACCUAAACUUUAUGGACUACCAAAAAUCCACAAAGACAAUAUUCCUUUACGUCCUAUAGUCAGCGCCAUCAAUUCACCUACACACAAUCUAGCCAAAUACCUCUGUCGUGUUCUGCAACCGCUUACAGAGCACUGCCUCACCUCCACGUACUUCACUUACCAAGGUGAAUUCUACAGACAGGAAACAGGCGCAGCAAUGGGUUCACCCAUCUCACCAGUGGUGGCGGACAUUUUCAUGGUACACCUAGAAAAAACCAUUCUAGAGAAUGCUCCAGCCAAACCCACGGCCUGGUUCCGAUAUGUGGAUGACACUUUUGUAAUAUGGAGACAUGGUAGAGAGGCACUAAACAGUUUCCAUAACUUCAUUAAUUCGAUACACCCAUCUAUCAAGUUCACAGUCGAAAUAGAGAAGAACCAGCAAAUCCCUUUCCUGGAUGUCCUGGUAAACAGAAAACACGACGGCACUCUUGGACAUAAAGCAUACCGAAAACCUACUCACACAGACAGAUAUCUACAAGCUUCUUCACACCAUCAUCCAUCCCAAAAGGUAUCGGUCAUUUCUUCCUUAAUCACCAGAGCAGUCUCAAUUUCAGAACCAUCCUCCCUUCAACAAGAACUCACCAACGUAAAAACAGCUCUAAUCAAGAACGGCUACACUACACCUCAGAUCAACCGCACGAUGCGCAAAAUAAUCAAUACACCAGUUAACACAAAUACACAAUCCCCACCUUCACAAAACACCCUAACAUCUAUUGCGUUUUUACCCUAUCUACAGGGAAUAACAGACAGGAUUUCGCGGGUUCUCAAAAAAUAUAAUAUUAAAACGAUAUUCCAACCGGCUCAAAAGUCAGCUGUAGCCGAACACCAGAUUGAGACUGGCCACAAGAUCCUUUUCCAAGAUGUCAAAGUCCUGGCUAAGGAAAAAGCUUAUUUCCCCAGGGAAUACCGUGAAGCGGUAGAAAUCCGAAAAAACCCCGAACAACAUCAAUCGGGAUAA
Molecule: messenger RNA, 1203 nt
Organism: Colletes gigas
Lineage: Eukaryota; Metazoa; Arthropoda; Insecta; Hymenoptera; Colletidae
Exons: 3
Coding region: 1-1203 (400 amino acids)
Source: RefSeq, a predicted model, not a curated record